AUGAGGUUGCUCCUUCUCAUUGCAUGUGCGACAUGCGCCACUUUUGUACACGGCCUCGUCGUCCCGGACGUCCCUUCCGAACUCGCCACGGGUACCACCAACAGCACCUUUCCAAGCGAACAUCCUCUUGAAGAAUGGUCCGAGCCAGUAAAAGCGGCUGCCGACGAUCCAUGGACGCUCUCUGUUGCUCGAGGCGCAAAGCUGCUCCAAGGCAUGAGAAGCAACGAUGCUGACGCGGCGAGUCUCUACGGCUUAGCAACAACAGCAGAAUCACCCUUUAACGGUAAUCUCAUCGACAAGUUGCGCGAAUGGGGCUACAAUGAUAACAACGACGCUCUAGCCAAGCAAGCAGACCCCGAGUGCAACUUUGACAGUCGCGACGGCCAUAUGCUCAAGAAAGCCUUUACGGAUCUCGGAAUCGGGAUAAGCAGCAAGGGAAAAGGUGGACCCAACCAAUGCUUCGCAAUUGAACACACCAAUGGUCCAGCCGUCAAGUUGGGAGACAACGGAAAGAUGCCCGAAAAAGCCGACCAGCGGUACGAAGUAUGUGGAAAAGAGUACAGAGUCACAAAUGCCGAGCAUACAAUCGGCGUCAAUACAGAGGCCGGCGCCGUAUAUGCUAUGCAACUGUCCUCGGCCGCCAAAGCAGCGCGUAGACUAUGGAAACGAGCGCCGCUCACUGAGGAACUUCCGGCUAUACGUAGCGUCUCUGACAUUGCAUGGGCUUUUUGGAACCGAGCACAUGAUUCAAAAGGUCUGGAAAAUACCAAGUACCUCUUCGUUGCCAUGAUCAUCAACAAAGAAACCAAUCAACAUGUCAAGCGCGCUUUGGGUACGCCAUCACCCCCAAAAGACGAACCAGAUGGAUGGCCAGGGCAUAACUUCAACAUGGAUACGGAUGAAGGAAAAGCGCUACUCGGCUCACCAGUUGGACGAUGGGCAGGAUAUUUCUUGAUGCAGCACAAAAGGCAGUUGGGAGGAAACAAGUAUAUAUCCAACGUGAGAGUAUUCAAGAGUGAGAAGGAAGGUAGUUGGCCGUACUUCUUAUUCUAUGUCGAAGGUCCUAGUAUAGCUCCUAUUUGGAAGCGGAGUACCAGCACGGACUCAGUAGAAGGAUCUGUAGAUACAGCACCAAAGGUUAUCAUGAGAAGUGAGGAUGGAAGAAAUGUGGUUAGAGAGCAUGUUGUUUGGGCGGAUAUGUAA
This is a messenger RNA of Bipolaris oryzae ATCC 44560, 1203 nucleotides long. RefSeq lists its product as uncharacterized. The record is from RefSeq and is a predicted model, not a curated record. Lineage: Eukaryota; Fungi; Ascomycota; Dothideomycetes; Pleosporales; Pleosporaceae. The coding region runs from base 1 to 1203 and encodes 400 amino acids. The transcript has a single exon.